AUGGCAGUUCCCCCUAUUGACCCCUCACAGUUUGUACUCAUCUUGGUCAACACCACUCUCCAUGGCGCAUCCCUGUUACAAGCCUUCAUCUACUGCGUCCAUCACAGGCAUCGCGAUCGCACUCUAGUGCAGCUGAUGGUCCUGUCAACUUUCUUCGUAGGACUCGGCCAUCUUGUAUUGAUCACUCGCGGAGCCUACGUCCUUCUGGUAGCUGAAGUUCCAAACCCCGAUACAAUAUUGAGCGAGUAUGGCGUUGCCGAUCUGUUAACGGGUAUCGCGGUCUUCAUAACCCAAAUGUACUUUGCGUGGAGGGUAUGGCAACUCUGUAACAAGUUCCGCAUCUUCCUCCUGAGUUGUCUCACAUGCGGGGCGCUAUUCCAACUGGCUGGUCGCACAGCUGGGUAUUGUAUUCUCAACGAACAAUGUUUUUCAAUCCACAGCUACCCACCGUUGAUUCGAGCAGCGCGCAUCUACCAAGCAGUUUGGGUCGUAUGCGCCGCCGAAGAUGCCUUGAUCGCUGCCAUCCUACUCGUGUUCAUCUGGCGUAACCGGUUCCAGGAAGCACCCGGCCUUCCGAUGCAGGAAAGGAUCAACCGUCUUCUCUUGCGGUUAACGAUCGUCAUCAUCAACACUGGCCUCUGGACCGUAGCGCUUGCUCUCGCUGUCAUCAUUACGAUUGCGGCUACUUCCCUGGAGAGCCCCCUUUGGACAUCGAUUGGUCUACUUACGUGUCCCUUCUACGUCAACACGCUGUUCGCGAACGUGAACUCGAGGGACUACAUCCGCCGAGGCGUCCGUACCAUACAAGACACCAUUCCUAUAGAGUUCAAUACUCGGCCAGAUCGAACGUCGCGUUUCUCAAGUGAGAACAUCGGUGUCACAGCAACCAACCGCUGCGAUGAUUUUGCCAGCACCAUGCCCUCCUUAUCGGAGUCACUGAAGGCGGCACAUUCCAGUCCUAUUGUGUGA
This is a messenger RNA of Peniophora sp. CBMAI 1063, 969 nucleotides long. NCBI's taxonomy places the organism in Eukaryota, Fungi, Basidiomycota, Agaricomycetes, Russulales, Peniophoraceae. The record is from the annotation of a GenBank genome assembly.